GCGUGCGACGCAGCAGCGACGACGCAGGCGGCGGCCCGGGCGACUCUCAGCUGCCUCCCUGACCGCCGCGACCACCGGCAACACACCCCCCGGCCCCGGAGAAGCCGAUCGCCAGCGCGGCCGGACGACUCCGGCACCGCAAAAGCCUUCCUCACUAGCGACUCAAGCUACGUCAACAACCAUGGCGGGCGAGGGGCGGCGGGCGGAGCCGCUGCGGGAGGAGGGGUGGCGGCUGCACGUCACUCCCCGGGCCCCUAUUCGGGAGGGCCGGCGUCGGCUCGCCCCGCAAAAUGGCGGCCCCGGCGACGGGGACGCGCCUGCCUACGCCACUCCGUCGCGCCAGGGCCGCCGGGAAGUGAGGUUUUCGGAAGAGCCUCCAGAAGUGUACGGCGGUGAUGACGAAAAACCCCGGGUGAGCCAAGAAAAGUCCCCGGCGGGGAAGCGAGUCCCGGCCGAAGAUUCGUUCCGGCCCGAAUCUGAGAAAGGGGAAUUGAGAGAAAGCGCUUAUUACCUCCGGUCCGGGACGCGGAGGCAGCUGCCAGCCCAGGGCGCCAGGGAGAUGCAGACGCGGAGGGCUUCCCGCCGGCUCCAGCAGCUCUCACCGCAGCCCCCUCCAGAGCCGUCUCCCGUGACGACCCGGAGGUGGUUAGGGGACCCCGAGCCCUCGGCAGUGCUGAGUGAAGAUCCUCUUGCCCACCUUCGCAGACCCGCGCUCAGAAGCCUGCGCUCUGAUUCAGCAUACAAAACAAAAGGCAACACUAAAAUGAGUGAUUUAGAAGCCAGUGUAUUCCAACCAGAGCCCGGUUUCUCUGAAGAAGGAGAAUCUGAAGAUAAUGAUCAGGACAGCUGCUUCGGGAGCGAUGCCACGACAGAAUCCAGGGAAUCUGUGCAACCGGAAGAUCACACCACCACAUCACGUGGUCAGUCUGCAGAGUCCUCUUGGCAGUCAUCACAGAGUGCAGAGUUGAGGGCUCAGGACGGGCAGCCUGUGCGGCUCAGAAACCAAAAGAUACCCCAGGAAUGGGAUGAGCAGACGCUGACCAUGAGGGCUGGGAUGCAAAAUGACAGAAAUCAGAAAGCCGAGCCAAGAAACCACUCUCCGCUGAUCAGCCGCCACCAAGCAACUGAACAAGCCCCCAGUGAGCCUAGUGUCAAGGUGCAGUGGUGGUGGUGUCUGCUUGUUCUCAUACCUGCUCUGGCCUACUGGCUGUCUUGGUUGUAUUACACCCCUGAGGCGGACACCUCCGCCGUCCGGCAGUUCCAGGACCAGAUGAAGCAACUGAAGAAUAAGUACCAAGCUCAAGACGAGAAGCUCUGGAGGAGGAGCCAGAUGUUCCUGGAAAAGCACCUGAACAGCUCGCAGCCGCGGCCGCAGCCUGCCAUCUUACUGCUCACGGCGGCCCGAGAUGCCGAGGCCGCGCUCAGGUGCCUGGGGGAGCAGAUCGCCGACGCCUACUCUGCCUUCCGCAGUGUCCGCGCCAUCCGCAUCGACGGGGCGGGCAAAGCUGCCCAGGACAGCGACACCGUCAAGCUGGCCGUGGACGCGGAACUGAGCGACGGCUUCGAAAACGGCCAGAACGCCGCCGUGGUCCACCGCUUCGAGUCUCUGCCGGCCGGCUCUACUUUGAUCUUCUACAAGUAUUGUGACCAUGAAAAUGCAGCCUUCAAAGAUGUCGCCCUGGUCCUGACCGUCUUGUUGGAGGAGGAGACGCUUGACACCAGUCUAGGCCUAAAGGAAAUCGAGGAAAAAGUGAGAGAUUUCCUCAAAGUCAAGUUCACCAGUUCGAACACCUCCAGCUCCUACAGUCGAAUGGACCCGGACAAGUUGAACGGCCUGUGGAGCCGCAUUUCCCACCUAGUCCUGCCCGUGCAGCCCGAAACUGCCCUGCAGGGGGGCAACUGCUUGUGAGAGGUGGAGGAGGAGAGAAUCAUGUCUCCCAAGUUCUGAGAAUGUUCCAGACUUUCUAACCAGACACAGAAUUUAAAGCACUUUUGAAAAGAACUGGUUUCUUCUGAAAGGAAGUUAAGUUCUUGUGUAAACAUGAAACAUCUAAGUGAUUGAUCUGCCCUGAGUAUCAGUUGCUCGGGAGAAUCCUCGCCCUCCUGACGCUGAGGGCCGGGUUGCAGGUGGUGCUGCUGCGGGAAAGCCAUCUGGCCCCCGGAGGGCUCAGGCCGAGCCAGGUGGGGCACAGCCCGUGCCUGGGUGGGUGGGUGGCGAGGCUUCUUCCUCAGGAAUCGGCCAGUGUUUCUGAUUUUGAUUUUCCACAAGGUUUGCUGCCUGAUUAGUGAGGCAGCUCCCCGAGAGGAGCCUGGGUCCUCCCGUUGUGUUUCCCUAGUGAUCAUUUCCUCAGUCCCGAGUUCCUUGGCUUCUGCUUGUAGACCCAAGUGUGACGGAAGGUCAUCUGGGAGCGUGCGCCUUUUGUUCCCUCCUGCUGUUGAAGGGCAGAGGAGGCGGCCCAGCAAGAGGGAAGCUGGGCAAGGGGACCCGGGGAGGAUGCAGAAGAUGAAGUGUGACGGUGAGUAGGAUAGUCAGACGUGGGUAUCUGAACUCUGACCUCAGCGGGAUCUUUUGGGAUUUGUUUGAAUCAUUUCCUUUUUGUUUUAAAACAUGUCCCAGUCCUUCGCAGGUGUUUCUUGGAGCCUGUGUAUCACAGGCCUCAUCUGUUUGCGUGUUUUCUCAGAAGGGUGGGGACAUGCAUGCAGAGCAGUUUGCUUUGCACUUGCCCGAAAGCUUUUUGCUUUGAGUGAACAAGCAGACUCGGUAACCCUUCCCAACCAGCUGUCCGGGACAGUUGAAGACAACUGUUAAUUUGCUGUGUGUCCAUUGCUGCAGUCGGAAGCUUUUCGUGACGCCGUCUAGCAAGUGUAAACAUAUGCUAUGCACGUGAUAAAUUUUAUUGAGUGCCUCAAGCAACACACAUAGUGAACUUACCACAUCAAAAGAAUAUUAAAUGUAUUUCUGUGGUAUUACGGAUUGUAGUUGUGCCGUGGCUUCCGUGAGUGAGCUUUCUCCUCUGCUAACUGCAUUCUACUGCAUUCUUUUUUAUUUUCUCAAAUAUUUUGAUUCUAAAUAAUUGGCCCUUUUGCUUUCUUUUUUUUGCUAUCCGUAGAGCCUUAAAAUGCUGAUUUUAAAGUUUUCUAGCCAGUCAUUGGCGUCAUCAUUUAAUCUUUGAGCGUCUCACAACUGGCGAUAGAUAGUGAGCUAAAUUUUUCUACUAGGACUGCCAGGGCUCAAACGCAUAUCCCUGAUUGUAAUAUGCUGUUACAGAGAAUUGUAAGACAAGAAUUUUCCAAAGGUUAUUUUAUAUAUACGUACUAUAUAGAGAAACAUAUGUUUUUAUUAAAUGUUUUCACUGACCCAAAUAAUUUUAAAAUGUUACUUCUGUCUUUCAGGAAAAAUAAUUGUAAUAGCUCAUCAGUAAAUGACUUGGAAAGCUAUUUUAGUAAUUUAAAUAAAUUUGCUCUCUUGGUUUGUAUUUUCUCUGUAUUAUAAAACUUAAUGUUGAAACUUC
Messenger RNA from Ochotona curzoniae (black-lipped pika), 3512 nucleotides. It is a transcript of the gene TOR1AIP1, whose product is annotated as torsin 1A interacting protein 1. The coding region runs from base 182 to 1909 and encodes 575 amino acids. Gene Ontology annotation, molecular function: ATPase activator activity. Gene Ontology annotation, cellular component: nuclear membrane. The record is from RefSeq and is a predicted model, not a curated record. NCBI's taxonomy places the organism in Eukaryota, Metazoa, Chordata, Mammalia, Lagomorpha, Ochotonidae. The transcript has 10 exons. Gene Ontology annotation, biological process: nuclear membrane organization.